Pecten maximus is the source of this 1161-nucleotide messenger RNA. RefSeq names its product gem-associated protein 2-like. Gene Ontology annotation, cellular component: spliceosomal complex; SMN complex; nucleus. The record is from RefSeq and is a predicted model, not a curated record. Gene Ontology annotation, biological process: spliceosomal complex assembly; spliceosomal snRNP assembly. Lineage: Eukaryota; Metazoa; Mollusca; Bivalvia; Pectinida; Pectinidae.
UAUGUUUCUACCGGAAGUUCGGGAAAUGUGCGUUCGUCGGAGUUGUUGAUGUUUUUAUCCAAAUCGUAGACGACAGAUAUUAUGGAGGACGACAGUUCUGAUGAUGAUGUCAUGCAACCUGCUUUGCUGGUGGAUGAUGAUGGAAUCGGAGAUGAAUUCGACCUUGAUAUACCCCCAACAUCAGGCAGUGAAUAUCUGAAGCGAGUUCGACAAGAAGCUAAAGGAUGUCCUAAAGUAGUAGUAGCUGAAGUGGACCAGGCUGGAUUUCGUCAAACUGUUCUAAUCAAUCAGGCGACCGGCUGUCAUCCUGCUCCUAGAGGGUAUGCUUUUGACCUUGCUUGGCAGCGUACACAGGUGGCUAACUUUGCAGAGCUAAGACAGAACUUGGCAAGGCAAAAGCUCUCCGAAAAGCAUUCAAUCAUUCAACAAAGGAGUUUGCCUGCAGGCAACGAUGUGGAGGGUUGGUGCCGACUUUGUUUCGGGAGAUUACAACCUGCUGGGUCAAGACCACAGGAAGUAGUACCCGAGGAAGGUGAAGAUAAAAUGGAGAGAGGAACUCUUCCCUUCCUCAACAUCGUCAUGGCGAUGGACCAGGCUGUACUUGUCAAAGUCCUGGAGUACCAUGUCAACUGGUUCGAGGCUACAGGAUUUACAGACAGACAGGGGUGCUGGUUCUAUGCAUUACUGGCUUGGCUACAGAAACCUCUAAUACCUGAAGCUUGCUCCCUCCUGCGCUCGCUGGCAAGAGGGGCGGCCAAUCUCCGAGCAACUUUAGACUCAGCAGAUAGCCCCCACCUGGCGCCACUUAACUUGUUCAUCUGUUUAGUGUCACGCUACUUUGACCAAUCAGAUUUAGCCGACCCAGUAUCUUGACACCAACAGGAAAUUUGAUAUUCUGUGAACAACCAAACUCAAAUUCAGGAUGUCAGUCUUCUGAAUAGCAUGACAAUGGAAAGGACGGCAGAAAUUCACAAGGGUCGGCAAAAAUUCACAAAGGACGGCAGAAAUUCACAAAGGUCGGCAAAAACUCACAAAGGACGGCAAAAAUUCACAAAGGACGGCAAACAUUCACAAAGGACGGCAAAAAUUCACUAAGGACGGCAAAAAUUCACAAAGGACGGCAAAAAUUCACAAAGGACGGCAAAAAUUCACUAAGGAUGG